AAAAGGGGGGCUUAUUUCUGUGUUGCACUCUGGUGCAACAGGAAAAUGUGGACUGAAAACAGAGGCUAGUUGGCAGAGACAGUACUACUCAGGGCUCACGGAUUAUCGCAGGCGUUGUUCAAUUUAGUGAUGGAUAAUGAAGCGGAUGUUUUUUAUCGGGAGCUGCCAAAAGUGGAGCUUCACGCUCACCUCAACGGCUCCGUCAGCUGCCACACCAUCGAGAAGCUCAUCAGCCGAAAACCGCAUCUCAACAUCGAGCACGGCAUGACUGCUAUCGGUAAAGGCCAGCGGAGGACCCUGGAGGAGUGCUUUCAGGUCUUCAAAGUCAUUCAUCAGCUGGUGGACUCGGAGGAGGACAUCCUGAUGGUGGCUACAGAUGUUAUCAGGGAGUUUGCGGCUGAUGGCGUCAAAUAUUUAGAGCUGAGGAGUACACCAAGGGAGGAGAAAAACACAGGAUUGACAAAAAACAGAUAUGUUGAAACUGUCAUCAAGGCCAUCAAACAGUGUAAAAGUGAGGGAGUGGACAUUGAUGUCAGGUUUUUGCUGGCAAUUGACCGCAGGAAUGGGACUGAAGUUGCAAUGGAGACCGUGAAGCUUGCUGAGGAGUUCAUGCUGUCUACUGACGGUUUGGUGGUGGGACUUGACCUCAGUGGAGAUCCAACGGUUGGCCAUGGCAAAGAUCUACUUCCAGCUCUGCAGAGGGCCAAGAACUGUGGACUGAAGUUGUCACUGCACCUCUCAGAAGUACCAUCACAGCUGGAGGAGUCAGAUUUGCUGUUGAAUCUUCCUCCAGACAGGAUCGGUCACGGCACCUUCUUGCAUCCUGAAGUGGGUGGAUCUCAAAGUCUUGUUGACAAAGUGGUGACGAACAACAUACCGCUGGAGCUUUGCCUGACAUCAAACGUCAAAGGACAAACUGUACCGUGUUACUCCAAACAUCAUUUCAAGUACUGGUACCAGAUGGGACAUCCAAGUAUCAUUUGUACUGAUGAUAAGGGAGUCUUCAGUACAGACUUGUCUCAAGAAUAUCAGCUGGCAGCUUCCACAUUUGGGCUCAGUCGUGAAGACGUAUGGAAACUCUCCCAGCAGGCGAUAGACUGUAUCUUUGCACCCGACACCGUGAAACAGCAGCUCAAACUGAAGUGGGCUGCUAUAAAGCCUCAGGUGUUCAAGUGACCCUUUCAGUGGAACCUACAGCCAAUCAUAUACCUCACAUUUCAGCUUGAAGAACUUUUCUAAAACGUUUUUACAAGAACCUUUAACAUACUGGAGAAAAUGUUUGUAAUAACUGAAAGUAAAUGAUAUUUAUUUAGUAGAACAAGUGGAAGUGUGUUAUUUUCUGCUAAUAUACAGAGUCUGUGCAAUGUUGCACACAUCAUAAAUCAAAGCAACAAACUUGUCAUGACAUACUGUAGAAAUACAGAUGAACCCGGUGAGAAUGUAAAAAAAUGUCUAAGAAUAAAAACACAAUAUCAACAGAUAUCCAGGCUUUGGGGUGCUCUCCAAACUACAGAUCAUGUUGAUUCUGCUUUGAACCCCCACACGGUGCCAUCAGCGCAGCUGUAUUUACACUCACGCCAUCUUUCCAAAUUUGCCACGCUUGUCUUUGCUCUUCUUGAAUUUGCCGUGUUGCAUUUCCUUCUUUUUACCUUUCCCGUGCUCGGGAGCCCCUUUGGUGUUUCCUUCAUCGUACUUCCUCUUCUUGUCACUGUUGGGAGUAGUAUAUCAUUACAAACAUGUUUUUUACAACAAACACACUUUUGCCAAAGAUCCAAAAUAACACGAUACCUCUUGAUGCUAACAAUAGCUGUGUUUCCUGCUUUCUUCAACACCUGGUCCCAUUCCUCAUCAUCUCCACGGAUCUUGUACCUGUAAAUACAAAAAGAAAUCAUUACAGCUGCAGUAAAUAUUGCCAAUUCAUAAUGCUUCAAACAAAUAACCUCAUACUCACUCUUCCAUGUCCAUGUCCUUCACUUUCUCUACAUCCUGCUUGUGUUUCUCAUCAAACUCCUGAGCUGCUUCUUUCUGUUGGUCACAGAUUCACUCUCACAUGAGAAGUUGAAAACAGCAAAUGUUUUGCAUUUUUGUUUGAUAAACGACAGUUUUGAUUAAGUCAUUGUUCAGCACGUACCAGAUCAUCAGUAAGGCUUCUGACAGUCGGCUCCAUGGAAACAUCUUUUGAGGUCGCCAUCUCUGCCUCAAUGGCUUUUUCUUGGACACUGGUGAAGACCUAGGAUAGUAAACACAUUCAAAGUAUUAAUGUAGUUCCAAUAGUUUUAAAGGCAGCUUUUAAUGUCAUGUAUCAUGUUCUUACUUGUACACAUUUCCGGAUCAAGCGGUUGAAGAGUCCCAUGAGCUGCGAGCUUGGGAGUCCAAUUUCCUUUUCGAGCUGAUCUACCGAUUUGUGCUGUAACCCUAUACCCAGCAGUAACGCCUAGAAGAAACAAAACAGGGACAAUCAACACCCAUCGCAAGGAAACUAUU
This is a messenger RNA of Anarrhichthys ocellatus (wolf-eel), 2484 nucleotides long. It is a transcript of the gene mapda, whose product is annotated as N6-Methyl-AMP deaminase. The record is from RefSeq and is a predicted model, not a curated record. NCBI's taxonomy places the organism in Eukaryota, Metazoa, Chordata, Actinopteri, Perciformes, Anarhichadidae. Bases 130 to 1176 code for a protein of 348 amino acids. The transcript has 10 exons. Gene Ontology annotation, molecular function: adenosine deaminase activity. Gene Ontology annotation, biological process: inosine biosynthetic process; adenosine catabolic process.